GACUCCCGCCAGUUUUCGCAGACCGUGCUGUGUGGAGUGGAGCGUGCGCGGAGACACAGUGACGAAACUUUAACACUCGCGUUUCUAGAUAAUAACUCCUAUAAUCAAUAUUCUCCAAGGAAUAAAUCGAUUUAGGAUCGAUUUAGGAGGCUGAACAUCAAAAAGACCGAUUGGAAAUGGCACCGAAGGAUUAUUUAGCCGAGAAAGAGAAGUGCAAGCGCUUCCUGCAGGAGUUCUACUCUGAAGAUGAUUCUGGAAAGAAGGUGUUUAAAUAUGGAGCUCAACUGGUGGCCCUGGCACACAGGGAGCAGGUGGGCUUGGUGGUGGACCUGGAUGACGUAGCAGAGGAAGAUCCCGAGCUGGUGGAAAGUGUGUGUGAGAACACAAAACGGUACACAGUGCUGUUUGCAGAUGCAGUCCAUGAGCUUCUCCCAGAGUACCGGGAGCGAGAGGUAGUGGCCAAAGAUGCGCUGGACGUUUACAUCGAGCACCGGCUGAUGAUGGAGACCAGGGGUCGUGACCCCGCCGACAUGAGGGACCCCAGGAACCAGUACCCUGCUGAGCUCAUGAGAAGAUUUGAGGUGUAUUUCCGGCCACCCUCCACCUCUAAGCCGAAGGUUGUGCGGGAUGUGAAGGCCGACAGCAUUGGGAAGCUAGUUACUGUCCGAGGAAUCGUUACCAGGGCAACUGAGGUUAAACCAAUGAUGGCUGUUGCUACGUACACCUGUGACCAGUGUGGCGCGGAGACCUACCAGCCGAUUGCGUCUCCGAGCUUCAUGCCACUCAUCAUGUGUCCCAGUCAGGAGUGUGUGACCAAUCGGUCAGGGGGGCGCCUCUACCUGCAGACCAGGGGCUCAAAGUUUGUCAAGUUUCAGGAGCUGCGGAUUCAGGAGCAUAGCGACCAGGUUCCAGUGGGGAACAUCCCGCGCAGUAUGACUAUUUACGCCAGAGGAGAGAACACACGAUUAGUGCAGCCGGGAGAUCACGUGGCCGUUUCCGGGGUCUUCCUUCCUCUUCUUCGCUCCGGCUUCAGACAGGCUGUGCAGGGUCUGCUGUCAGAGACGUACUUGGAGGCUCACUGUGUGACUCUGAUGAAUAAAACGGAGGAUGAUGAGCUGGGUACUGAGGACCUGAGUGAGGAGGAGCUGCGGCAGAUCACAGAGGAGGAUUUCUAUGAGAAGCUGGCUGGGUCGAUCGCCCCUGAGAUUUACGGCCACGAGGACGUUAAGAAAGCGCUGCUGCUUCUGUUGGUGGGCGGAGUCGAACAGGCGCCUCGUGGGAUGAAGAUCAGAGGUAAUAUUAACAUCUGUCUGAUGGGAGAUCCUGGAGUGGCCAAAUCACAGCUGUUGUCCUACAUCGACCGCCUGGCACCCCGCAGUCAGUACACGACAGGACGUGGGUCGUCAGGUGUGGGUCUGACGGCUGCAGUGAUGCGUGACCCGGUUACCGGGGAGAUGACCCUCGAGGGUGGGGCUUUGGUUCUGGCUGAUCUGGGUGUGUGCUGUAUUGAUGAGUUUGACAAGAUGGCAGACGCCGAUCGCACGGCCAUCCACGAAGUGAUGGAGCAGCAGACCAUCUCCAUCGCCAAGGCUGGGAUAAUGACCUCUCUGAACGCACGCUGUUCCAUCCUGGCAGCGGCUAACCCAGCUUACGGGCGCUAUAACCCACGGAAGACCAUCGAGCAGAACAUCCAGCUGCCGGCUGCUCUGCUGUCCCGCUUCGACCUGCUGUGGCUCAUCCAGGACAAACCGGACACUGACAACGACCUGCGUCUGGCCCAGCACAUCACCUACGUCCACCAGCACUCCAAACAGCCCCCCACACACUUCACCCCCAUCGACAUGAAGCUCAUGAGGCGGUAUCUCAGUAAGUGUAAGAAGAGGCAGCCGGUGGUUCCCGAGGCUCUCGCUGAUUACAUCACCGCUGCUUACGUGGAGAUGAGGAAAGAGGCUCGAGUGAGUAAAGACACCACGUUCACCUCGGCCCGAACCCUGCUGUCCAUCCUGCGCCUGUCCACAGCACUGGCACGGUUGCGGAUGGUGGACGUGGUGGAGAAAGAAGACGUAAAUGAAGCCAUGAGACUGAUGGAGAUGAGCAAAGACUCCCUACAGGCAGACAAAUCAACCACCACCAGGACCCAGCGGCCGGCGGACGUGAUCUUCUCUCUGGUGCGAGAGCUGGCGGGUGAGAGCGGGAAGGUGAAAGCGGUGCGAAUGGCGGAGGCGGAGCAGAAGUGUGUGUCGCGUGGUUUCACUCCGGCUCAGUUCCAGUCGGCUCUGGACGAAUACGAGGAACUCAACGUGUGGCAGGUCAACCAGGGCCGCUCUCGCAUCACCUUUAUCUAAUCGCACAUCACGCCACACACUUGCCUCUUCCAUGACUCCAUCUGCUGCCAUACCUGCAGAUUCUCUUUAUGGACUCUUUGAAUUUGAAUUUAUUGAUCACUAAAUGUUUUCAGCUGUUUGUUUGUUUUAAUUUGUUAUUAAUGCUGAGAAAUAAAAACCUGUAAAUACCA
This is a messenger RNA of Astyanax mexicanus (Mexican tetra), 2515 nucleotides long. RefSeq names its product minichromosome maintenance complex component 7 (gene mcm7). The record is from RefSeq and is a predicted model, not a curated record. Bases 177 to 2345 code for a protein of 722 amino acids. Gene Ontology annotation, molecular function: single-stranded DNA helicase activity; ATP hydrolysis activity; ATP binding. Gene Ontology annotation, biological process: DNA replication initiation; DNA strand elongation involved in DNA replication; DNA replication. Gene Ontology annotation, cellular component: MCM complex; nucleus. The transcript is spliced from 15 exons. NCBI's taxonomy places the organism in Eukaryota, Metazoa, Chordata, Actinopteri, Characiformes, Acestrorhamphidae.